Molecule: messenger RNA, 545 nt
Organism: Cololabis saira (Pacific saury)
Lineage: Eukaryota; Metazoa; Chordata; Actinopteri; Beloniformes; Belonidae
Product: phosphoribosyltransferase domain-containing protein 1-like
Exons: 5
Coding region: 136-522 (128 amino acids)
Biological process (GO): guanine salvage; GMP salvage; IMP salvage
Molecular function (GO): hypoxanthine phosphoribosyltransferase activity; magnesium ion binding
Source: RefSeq, a predicted model, not a curated record
UGCUCAGAGCUGCUCUGGAUACCACGGCCGUCUGUUUCCUCCUCUUCGCUUGGCAAGUGGCUGCUGCAAAGAAUAAGGCGACAAAACAGUUCCUGCAAAAAAUACACCUUUAUCCUGCAGAGGACUGUUCCUACCAUGUCUGCACCCCAACAAGUAGACAACGCCGGGAUGAAGAGAGGAAUUGUGAUAAAAGACAACUGGCCCGGCUACAGUCUGGACCUGUUCACCUACCCGGAGCACUACCACGAGGACAUAGAGAGCGUUUAUCUUCCUCACGGGGUCAUCAUGAACAGGAUAGAGCGGCUGGCCCACUACAUCAUGGAGGACUUCAGGGACAACAACAUCAUGGUGCUGUGCGUCCUGAAGGGAGGAUACAAGUUCUGCUCCGACCUCGUGGAGUUCAUCAAGAUUCUGGGCCGCAACUCCAGCCAGUACCUGGAGACCCGGGUGGAGUUUAUCCGUCUGAAGAGCUACCUGAAUGACCAGUCGACAGAGGGACCUGCACAUCGUAGGAAGCAGUGAUCUGUCUUUUUCUACGGGGAAAG